AUGAGCUAUGGAAAGAGACAGUUCGGGGCAAGAAGGAAGAAAGAAGUAAGUCAUGGAUUGGGUUCAUAUGCAGAAGCGUGCAAUGCUCGUUGCUCUUUUUGCACAUUCAAUAUAUUUACUUCCACCGCUUAUAAGGAUAAGGUUUAUAGGGAGGUUGGCACAUUCAAUUUUAAUAUAGAGACCCAAUUUGCUGCUAAGCUCGAUGAAAUGAAGGAGGUUGCUAGAGUUCGCGUCUUUCAUGGCAGAGGUAAGGAGAUGGCUGGAACAUCUUUUGUUGAGAUGGUAAAUCGUAGCACAGAGGUUAGUAAGGUGGAUUCCAGGAACUAUGUUUUCACUGAAGAGCAUCAUGAUGCAUUGGAACGUAUGGGUGAUAAUCUAUUUCACACUUUACCUUCCCGUUUUUCAUCCCGCUUCUCCCUCGUGAGGUCCUCGUUUCUGAUUUAUCCUCUUUCUCACGCAUUCUCUCUCGCAAAAGCCCGGGAGGCUAGGCCGGAACUGGCGGAAAUCACCGAAAUCGAGGCGUCGGACAUAGAUGAACGGAACCGACAGGUAGUUCUUCAGCUGUAUGAAGCCCUAGGCCAGCGCGACGCAGAGCGAGCACAAUCCCUUCUCGCCCCUGAUCUGGAAUUGUGGUUUCAUGGCCCUCGCUCCCACCAGCACAUGAAACGCCUCCUCACCGGCGACGACGACAAUUUCCAUUUCGUCAUCCACUCCGUUGACGCUUUUGGCCCCACCGUCAUCGCUGAGGGCACCGAUCUCACCCAUUCUCUCCUCUGGAUCCACGCCUGGACCGUCUCCGAUGGGGUAAUCACUCAAGUCCGCGAGUACUUCAACACUUCCCUCACCGUCACACGUGUGGCAACUGACGCGGCGGCCGCCUCCCAUUGCCUCCCCGUUUGGGAGAGCAGGCUUUCAAUCAACGCUGGGAAAUCUCUUCCGGGCCUUGUCCUGGCCAUCUGA
Molecule: messenger RNA, 960 nt
Organism: Phalaenopsis equestris
Lineage: Eukaryota; Viridiplantae; Streptophyta; Magnoliopsida; Asparagales; Orchidaceae
Exons: 3
Coding region: 1-960 (319 amino acids)
Source: RefSeq, a predicted model, not a curated record